AUGGAUGAUGCGUCCUUCUCGGCGGCUUUCAGGAAGAGAGCGCAGGAAGUAGAACAGCAAGAGAUGGAGCGGCGUGUCGAGAUUGAAAAAAACUGGCAAGAAGGACGGGCAGACGUAAAGGUGGGUGCUGUCGCAGAUGACUGGGUUCGUCGUGUGAUAUUGGUUGAUGAUGAGCUGUUCGUGGGCACUGCAACACACGGUAUACAGCGAUAUGCACUUGGUGGUGAUCAACCUCGGCAGGUCUACCCGGUCACCGGAGAUCCUGGCCGAAGUGUGCCAGCUGAUCACCUGGCAGAGUUCGACCCAGAGACUUCGGUAACAUCCAUUGCCUGGAAUGGCCGAUGCCUUUUUGCGGGGCUUGCUGGUGGGAGAGUGCAUGCAUGGAAGGAAGACGGAACACUUCUCUUGGAUGUGGUGGUUUCUUCGUCCACGCGUCCGUGCUACGUGUAUGUGCAUGAUGAUACACUGAUAGCAGCUGCCGGCGAGGCAGUCAUGAGCUGGAAUGUAGAUAAUCUUGAACCAAGCGAGCAGAGCGAGCAGCCGCUCGAGCCUCGUAGGAUCGAGGUCAAUGGCAGCGUGCACAGCUUAGCUGCUGGCUUUGACGGGAGCUUCGCGAUUGGCUUAGAUGAUGGGACCGUAGAGCUACGCAGCUUGGAGCGCCUUGCUUUGUUGUCCCGGCACCCGGCCGCACAUCGCUUUGCUGUCUCUGCAGUGCUGGUGCUUCCACAGAUGCAAGGCCUCGUGACUGGGGACGCGGCCGGAAACCUCGUGUCAUGGCGGGCGGAUGCAGCGACGCCUGGGGAGGACUGGGAGAGGAUUUGGCAGCGUGAGCACCGUGGCCGGGUUGUGGCCAUCAGCCAGGGUGGCGGCGAAACCAUCAUCAGCGCAGCUCUCGACAGCUCCAUUCGUGCAUGGGGUUUGAGCUCAGGGAAGCCGCUGUUUGCCAUCCCUGAGCAUCGCGUGUGGUUGGGUUCCUUGAGCAUUUCCCCCGACUACAGCCUUAUGGCUACGGAUGGCAGAGACAACGCUGUCUAUCUCUAUCGGUUUUCCAGCUGA
Molecule: messenger RNA, 1056 nt
Organism: Symbiodinium pilosum
Lineage: Eukaryota; Dinophyceae; Suessiales; Symbiodiniaceae
Source: the annotation of a GenBank genome assembly